Messenger RNA from Osmerus eperlanus (European smelt), 4304 nucleotides. RefSeq names its product tousled-like kinase 1b (gene tlk1b). Gene Ontology annotation, cellular component: nucleus. NCBI's taxonomy places the organism in Eukaryota, Metazoa, Chordata, Actinopteri, Osmeriformes, Osmeridae. The record is from RefSeq and is a predicted model, not a curated record. Gene Ontology annotation, biological process: chromosome segregation; peptidyl-serine phosphorylation; intracellular signal transduction. Gene Ontology annotation, molecular function: protein serine/threonine kinase activity; ATP binding. The transcript has 22 exons. Bases 259 to 2562 code for a protein of 767 amino acids.
GCCCCGCUCGCGAACUGAUGCUGACAGACGCGCGGUCAUCAUGCAAAGGUUACAUACUGCUAGAUUCAGCGAAGUACACGAAGAAGGCGCAGUGCAGAAUUAGCUAUCUAAAAAUACGGAAUUUGUGCACAAAAAUGCACAAAAACGACACCGGCGAGGCUCUGUAGCAGGUGUCACACGAUGGAUGCAUGUUUGGCACAUCGGAUUUUCACUGACGUUGGUGUGUGUGCUCGCUCCACUCGACAGUAAAGUGGCUUCAUGAGUGUCCAAAGUAACAGUGGAAGUGGUGGAAGUUUGGAGGCGACGCCAUCUUGGUCGCAGCUCUCCUCGUCCCCAACGAUUUCUCAACAACAUACAACGGCGACCGUCAAGACCAAGGAAGGCCCCAUGGAGGAACUGCACAGCCUGGACCCCCGCAGACAGGAGCUUCUGGAGGCAAGGUUCAUGGGAGCGGUCAGUGGAAACACAGGAGGCAGCACUGGGAGUGCCAGUGGAGGAGCUAAGGGCCUGGCCAACGAGUGCUCCAACCACAGCUAUGGCAGUCUUGGUUCCUCCAGUGACAAAGAGUCAGAGAACUCUGAUUUGAAGAGAGGGAGUUCUCCUGCCUACUCAACCCCAGAGAAGAAGCACUCUGAGUCGUCCAGAGGAAGGAAGAGGAAAGCUGACACCCAAUCAGAGAGCAGCCAAGGGAAGACUUCCACACGUGGACCAAAGAUCAGUGACUACUUUGACCUCCAGGCAGGGAAUGGUUCCAGUCCCGUGAGGGGUCUGCUACCUGCCCUCCGCUCCCCUCAGAACUCACACUCUCACUCUGCUCCUGGCUCUAUCGUCAGACAGAACAGCUCUUCUCCAACCAGUCUGAGUUUUGGAGAACAUCUAAUGAACCCCAAAGCCUCCUCCAGCAAAUGUGUACAGACUGAGCUGACAGGUCUGAAACUGGCAGCUCUGGAGAGCAACAAGAGUCUGGAUCUGGAGAAGAAGGAGGGGCGCAUUGAUGACCUGCUCAGGGCUAACUGUGAUCUCAGAAGGCAGAUCGAUGAGCAGCAAAAACUACUAGAGAAGUACAAGGAGAGACUCAACAAAUGCAUCACUAUGAGCAAGAAACUCCUCAUAGAGAAGAGCACCCAGGAGAAGCAGUCUUGUCGUGAGAAGAGCAUGCAGGAUCGUCUCAGGCUGGGUCACUUCACCACUGUCCGACACGGAGCUUCCUACACUGAGCAGUGGACUGACGGCUACGCAUUCCAGAACCUGGUCAAGCAACAAGAGGGUAUUAACCAACAGAGAGAGGACAUUGAGCGUCAGAGGAAGCUGCUUGCCAAGAGAAAGCCCCCCAACCCCUCCUCCUCCCCUUCACUCUCCCUAGCAACCACAUCUGAACCCAAGCAACGCAAAGCCAAGGUUGUCAACGGCAACGACCCCGACCCCUUCCUCAAACCCUCCCUGCCCCAACUGCUGACUCUGGCCGAGUAUCAUGAGCAGGAGGAGAUCUUCAAGCUGAGGCUGGGACACCUGAAGAAGGAGGAGGCUGAGAUCCAGGCAGAGCUGGAGAGGCUGGAGCGAGUGAGGAACCUGCACAUCAGAGAGCUGAAGAGGAUCAACAACGAGGACAGCUCAUCGUUUAAGGAGCACCCCACUCUGAACGAGAGAUACCUGCUGCUUCACCUGCUGGGCAGGGGGGGCUUCAGUGAGGUCUACAAGGCCUUUGACCUGUUCGAGCAGCGCUACGCAGCCGUUAAAAUCCACCAGCUCAACAAGAACUGGAGAGAGGAGAAGAAGGAGAACUACCACAAGCAUGCAUGUAGGGAGUACAGGAUACACAAGCAGCUGGACCAUCCCAGAAUAGUCAAGCUCUAUGACUACUUCUCACUGGAUACAGACACAUUCUGUACGGUUCUGGAGUUCUGUGAGGGGAACGACCUGGACUUCUACCUGAAGCAGAACAAGCUGAUGUCAGAGAAAGAAGCGCGCUCUAUCGUCAUGCAGAUCGUCAACGCCCUCCGAUACCUGAACGAGAUCAAACCCCCCAUCAUCCACUAUGACCUGAAACCAGGGAACAUCUUACUGGUGGACGGUACGGCCUGUGGUGAGAUCAAGAUCACAGACUUUGGCCUGUCUAAGAUCAUGGACGAUGAUAACUACGGAGUAGACGGAAUGGACCUCACAUCUCAGGGGGCUGGAACCUACUGGUAUCUUCCUCCCGAGUGUUUCGUGGUGGGGAAGGAGCCUCCUAAGAUCUCCAACAAGGUGGAUGUGUGGUCUGUAGGAGUCAUCUUCUUCCAGUGUCUGUACGGACGCAAGCCCUUUGGUCAUAACCAGUCCCAACAGGACAUCCUCCAGGAGAACACCAUCCUUAAAGCCACCGAGGUCCAGUUCCCUGCAAAACCCCAGGCCAGCACUGAGGCCAAGGCGUUUAUCCGGCGCUGUCUGGCCUAUCGUAAGGAGGACAGGUUUGACGUCCACCAGCUGGGGGCUGACGCCUACCUGCUCCCUCACAUGAGACGCUCCAACUCCUCCGGCUCCCUACAGACCGCCUCCUCCUCCUCAUCUCUCUCCACCUUCUGACUGGCUGACCCACAUGACUGACAGGCCCCCUGGCAAAUCCCACGGCAGGACUGAUCCUACUACAGGAAACGUGCUCACUGUAUCAAAGAGCUUUUCCAAACGGAUCAGAACUGGUGGCUGGAUGGAACUGGGAAGCGAUAGUGAAAUGGAGAGGUGGAGAUAAUGGAGGCUCCUGGUGAGGAUGUAGCACAGCCCUGUUGUAAGGAAGAGAGUUAAAGUGGAUACAGAAUGAUAGAGAGAGAAAGAGAGAAGAGAAAGAGAGAGGGUGAGUGGAGGGAGGGAGGGGAUGAAAGUGAAGGAGUAUUGUCUUGAGAGUGGGGAGAGUCAGUGGAGAUGCACCACACUGCUGGCUUGUGCUGGACUGGCCUCCCAUUGGUGGAGAGGUUCUCUAAACAGGAAGCCGGUGUUUAUUUGUCCCUCCUCCAGAGACUCGGCAGUAGCAGCCUAUCUCUCUGCCGAUAACGGGGGUCCUCCUUCCACCCCCACAGAGUUAUGGACAUGACUCCACCUAGUCUCCGAGGCUAGGUGGAAGCCUGGCCAUGGUGUCUACCUGGGAACAGAACCGACACAAGGCCUCUCCACAGCUCUAGAUAAGCUCAGUAAUGUGAACCCUAUUAUGGGACAUUCCCACUGACAAAGCUGUUGGACUGAAUAGCACUUCCUAAUCCAAGAUCAUGAUCUAUUUGGUUUCAUGGACAUAAAAUAGUCCAGGAUUAUUGUUCAUCUUUUGAGUCUCAGAACCAGAGGCAUGUAAUGUUCCCCCUGUUUUAAGUUCUUCAAGACGUAGCUAGUUGAGAAUGGCGUUGUGCCCAAGGGUGUGGCUCUAGGUGUUUGGACGGUGUGAGGAUCAUGAUAUGGGUGCUGGGUGCUUUGCUACGGUCGGAAUGAACAGCAGUGUUAUCAUCACAAUGUUGUCACGAAAUAUACAGUUUGUUGCCUGGAUUAGUAAAGGUCAAAUGAACAUGAGGAUCAACUAUAUUAACAACAGGACUCCUCUGCUGGAACUAAAUAACUCACUAAUCAGAGGUCUGUUUUCUACUGAACAUCUUCGCUUGGUCAACCUUCGGACUGAACCGCUGCACCUGGUCAAACUUCGAACCUGUUUUUCUUCUGAAGGGAAAACUGUAAAAAUAGAACAUGUCAGACAAUACAUACUAGCCUUUUUUUUUCUUCAAAGCUUUGGAUGCUCAUCUUGCAUCCCAGACUGGGCAGAAGUUUUCCUUUCCGAGCAAUGCUGUUGGCAACAAAGGCAGAAACCUUCCCCAGCUGAGCUGCACAGUGACACAACAUGCCCAUCCUAUCAUUCUCUUCAAGGUCGGACCUUCUCCGACAUUAGAAUCUCUAGGUAGAAAACGGAAGCUAACAUUGUCGAUUUGCGCAUGUUCAGUCCAUCAAAACCUUGGUUUCUCACCUUUCUUUGUUCAUUUGUGUUCUGAAAUGUGUUUUUAUUUUGCUGCUAUAAACAAUGCUUUUAGUUUGUAAAGCUGGUAUUUUAAGCUGAGGGAAUGCGUACUUAAGACCUGUGAUGAAGUACACUCCCUAGGGUCAUCUCCGAAGUGUAUACUUCCUGUUCUUUGAGAAAUAAUGAUGAUUCUGACAGAGGGAUCCCUUCAAUUCAUAAUGUAUUUGAGCGCAUCAAUGUUUUUGCAGUUGUCUUGAAAAUAUUUUAUGAAAAGCAACUGUCAAUGUAUGGAGCAACGCCCCCAUGUACUGUAUGAAGAAGAUAAAAUAUUUGAAUGACA